Alternaria arborescens is the source of this 969-nucleotide messenger RNA. RefSeq lists its product as hypothetical. Lineage: Eukaryota; Fungi; Ascomycota; Dothideomycetes; Pleosporales; Pleosporaceae. Bases 1 to 969 code for a protein of 322 amino acids. Gene Ontology annotation, molecular function: DNA binding. Gene Ontology annotation, cellular component: nucleus. The record is from RefSeq and is a predicted model, not a curated record. The transcript is spliced from 2 exons.
AUGGACGCUCGUGAAGCAGCCUUACGAUCAGCUAUCAGCGAUCUCAACACAGGUGUUUAUUCUAGCCAGCGAGCUGCAGCUAAGGCGUACGGUAUCCCUCGGUCAACUCUCUCGACGCGCCUAAAUGGCGUCACCAACAGACGCAUUAGCCAUCAGCACCGGCAGCGGCUGACCCCUCUACAAGAGGAUUUCCUCGUUGACUGGAUCCUCGAAGAGGACGCUCGCGGCUACCCCCCUCCACACGCGCGCGCGCGAGAAAUGGCGAAUCGAAUCCUGCGUAUGAAUGGCGACGCUCAGCCUGUUGGCAAGCUCUGGGUCUCCUACUUCAUUAAGCGCCAGCCACGCGUCGCCUCAGUUAUCGGCCGGAAGAUCGACGCUCAGAGAGUUGAGGCGUCUACGUCAGAUCAGCUGCGCGCGUUCCUUGAGCACUAUGAGCAGACGCGAGAGCGCCUCAGUAUACAGGCAGAGAAUACAUAUAAUAUGGAUGAGACAGGGAUCGCCCUAGGCGUAUGUACGAAUACUAGAGUCCUUGCUAGAGCAUCAAAGAAGAAGGCUGACGUUAAGUCGCCAGAGAAUCGCGACCAUAUUAGUCUAGACUUCCUCCUGCUCUGCAAACAGCACAAGGUCUACCUCCUUUAUCUACCUGCGCACUCCUCACACGUCCUACAGCCUCUAGACCUUGCUCUAUUCUCUGUUAUUAAGUCAAGUUACCGCCGGCAGAUCCAGGACCUAGCCUCGCUCGACGACGCAGCGCCUGUAAAGAAGGAGCGCUUUAUUACCUGCUACUAUCAAGCUAGAGAGGAAGGCUUUACAGAGCGUGUGAUUCGAGCUGGCUGGCGAGCUGCUGGCCUCUGCCUAUUUAAUAUCAAUCACGUGCUUAGCUCAUCGCAAGUCUCGCAGCAGCCAGCUACACCUCUACGCCCAAAGCGACCUCGAUCACCUAUCGAGGCCUUCCUCUCUACACCCUAG